Perca flavescens (yellow perch) is the source of this 4402-nucleotide messenger RNA. It is a transcript of the gene pdxdc1, whose product is annotated as pyridoxal-dependent decarboxylase domain containing 1. The record is from RefSeq and is a predicted model, not a curated record. Gene Ontology annotation, molecular function: carbon-carbon lyase activity; pyridoxal phosphate binding. Gene Ontology annotation, biological process: carboxylic acid metabolic process. Gene Ontology annotation, cellular component: intracellular membrane-bounded organelle. The coding region runs from base 238 to 2598 and encodes 786 amino acids. NCBI's taxonomy places the organism in Eukaryota, Metazoa, Chordata, Actinopteri, Perciformes, Percidae. The transcript is spliced from 23 exons.
UGGCAGAGCGUGACGUCGGCGCUGCCAGCGUGGAACGCACGUCUCGCGCUCAUCCCGGAAGUAAGGUGUCCGGUUUCGGUCUGCAGAGUACAGAAAGAAGUCAGAGCAGUAAAUACGAAUCCAAUUCAACAGUUCAGCACGCUUUCACAAAGCUUUCUGGAAGGGACGCCGACACGGUUCAUUACAACAGAUUCAGCAGACCCGGCCAGGCUGCCCGCUGUGGGCGCUGCACUCAAGAUGAUGGUGGACCGUACGUUGGCUCAAGUGGGCAGGAAUCUGAGUGACGCCAUGAGAAUCCUGGGAGACGGACAGAGAGAGCCGGAGGCAGGAGCAGAGAGAUGGCGCCUGAGCAGAGCCAGCAUCCCCGGACCCCUGCAGGGAGAUGGUCAGGAUGUUGCCACCAUACUGCAUCUAGUUCAUAACCUCAUUCAUGAUGAGGAGGAAGAAGAGGACAAGCCAAGCCAACACAGAAUGCAGAAUGUGGGGGAACAGGGUCACAUGGCCCUGCUGGGUCACAGCCUGGCAGCAUACAUCUCCGUGUUGGACCGAGAGAGGCUGCGGAAGCUGACCACUCGGAUCCUGUCUGACACCACACUGUGGCUCUGCAGACUGUUCAGGUAUGAGAACGGUUCAGCCUACUUCCAUGAGGAUGACAGGGACGGCCUGGUCAAAGUGUGUCGGCUGGUCAUUAAUGCCCGUUAUGAAGAAUAUGCCUCUGAGGGCUAUGCAGUCCUCAGCUCCAAACAGCCAGUCAUCUACCAGAGUGCCUCGGGCCGGCCGGGCCUGGGACAGCAUCUGUGCAGCCAGCUCGGCCUGCCUCUCUCCAGUCUGUGCACAGUCCCGUGCAACACCAUCUUUGGAUCCCAACACCAAAUGGACGUGGCCCUGUUGGACACACUGAUCAAAGAGGACAUAGAAGCUGGGAAGCUUCCUCUGCUGUUGAUUGUCAACGCAGGAACCCCUGGGGCAGGACAUACGGACAAGUUGGCUCGUCUGAAGGACGUGUGUGAUCAGUACAACAUGUGGCUCCAUGUGGAGGGGGUCAACCUGGCAACUCUGGCACUGGCUCAGGUCACCUCUGCUAUCAUGGCAGCCACCAGAAGUGACAGCAUGACACUGACACCAGGUCAGUGGCUGGGACUGCCUGCUGUCACUGCUGUCACCCUCUACAGACAUGAAGACCCAGCACUGUCUCUGGCAGCAGGUUUGACGUGCAGCCAGCCGGUGGCCAGGCUGCGUGCGCUGCCUCUCUGGCUCUCCCUGCAGUACCUCGGCCACAAUGGAAUCGUCCAAAAGAUCAGACAUGCCACCGCACUGAGCCAGCAGCUCCUGCAGAAGCUAAAAGCUAUGACCUCCAUCAAAACAUCGGUGGAGGAUGAACUCAGCUCACCUGUGGUGCUAUUUAAGUUUUCCCAGGAAACGAGUGCUGCGUCCAGUGGGGGUUCAGUGGAAGGUUACUGUGCUGGGGAUAAAGAGGUGCUGGAUGCCUUCAACAGAUGGCUGGGUGAACAGCUGGUGCAGCUGGUUCCCAGCAGUGGGGUAGAUGUGGUGGAGCUCGAAGAUGAGGGUACAUGUGUCCGCUUCAGUCCCCUCCUGACUGCUGCAGUUCUGGGGACCCAGCAGGAGAACAUUGAGGAGUUGGCGGAGAAACUGGCACAGCUGUUGCCCGUGAUGUGCUCCACAAUGUGCCUCAGACAGGACUUCAGAGAGGAAACCCACCGACACUCUCCCUCACUCACAUACAUCCAGGACCUCAGCUGGCCUGGCCUUGGCGCUGUGCGGUACGAGCCUCAGACUGAAGGAAUGGAUGAGAGCAGGAAGAAGCAGGAGCUGGAGAAAAUCAACACUGAGCUGCUGAAGAAACUCCAAGAUCUUGACACUGACAUCGUUUUCUCCACUGGCCCUGAGUUUGGGACAGAGGAGCACUGUGUCUUUGUUGGCAUGGUCACGGAGGACGUCGAUGUUUCAGAGUUGGUGGAAACAGUAGCUGCCCUCGGGAGGGACAUAGAGGAGAGCGGGAGGCUGUUGGAGAACAUGACGGAGGUGGUGAGGAAAGGCAUCCUGGAGGCAGAGCAGCAGCUGCAACUGGCCAAUGAGGAGAAACUCAUGGAAGAGGGGAUGCUGAGGCAGCUUCCUCUGGUUGGCUCUGUGUUGAACUGGUUCUCUCCAUUUCAAAGUUCCAUUAAGGGCCGGACCUUCAACCUGGCUGCAGGUUCCCUGGACUCCACAGAGGUGACGUACUCCACUAAGGCCCAGACAGGCAGGCCGUCCCAGCAAGAGACUCCCACCUCCUCAUCAAAGAAACUACCAGGUCAGAGAUUAUUCCGGCGCUCAGGGGCAGGCUCUGAGUCCUUCAGUGAGACCAGCUCCAUCGGACAAGCUGAGGAGCCAACCGCGGGGGGGAGGAGCACUCCGAGCGGCAGCGUCCACCCACCAGCCUGUCCGCCUGCAGCCGAGGAGGACGCACAGCCUACGGAUGAUGUCGCAGCAGAGGAAAGCCCGGAGUUUAGUUUGCAGGUGCACACACCGGUGGAGGAGGAAGUGACCUCAGAGGAGAGGCAGCCUGAAGGCCAGGAGGCGGAGCCAAGCGGGACAUAGGAGAACUCUCUCUGCUGGCAUCCAUCCAGCCGUCCUCCAAAUGGUACCAGUCUAACAGAGGCUAAACAAAUAGGUGUGAUUACACUGUUAAUCUAACUCUUCCAAGGAAGUAGAUCAGGCUGUUUUUCUCUCUCCUAUCAAAGUUAAUGGGAAAAUCCACCCCGGGAUACUGCAUUCAUUCAUACCUUUUAAAGUGAUAAAGUGUCCUACUAUAUUUUUCUCUAUUUUGCUGCAGCAUUCUGAGAAAUGUGUUUUCCCACAAUUGUCAGAAUGCUAUUUAACCACUCCCGAAAAUGCACAUGAGAGGGUUGCUUUUUAGGGCUGCAACUAAUGAUUAUAUUCCUGGAUGAAUUAGUUGGAUUAGUUGUUUGGUCUCUAAAAUGUGGAACAGUGUUUCCCAAAGCCCAAGAUGUUUCAAUUUUAUUAUACCGUCUAAUCGCUUAUCAAGUGUAGUGAUGGAGUGAAAUGAGCAGACUACUGACUGGAGAAAUGUCCAACUCUUUGUAGCUGCAUUGGAAAUAUCUUCACACAUCAUCUCAUCUCUGACUGGCCCUGUAGUCACAGGAAUGACGAGAAAGAGAGAGAGAGAGAGAAUUGGAGGACCAGAGUCCCUAUUUUCACUUUAUCACUGGAGUGCCACUGCAUUCAAAUAUUUAGAUUCCUCACUGUAAAUGGUCUACACAGAUGUUAUAUAUCUAACCUAUAGAAUGACUAACUAUAAUUAUUUAAAAUAACAUGAAUCUGUAUAGAAGGAAUGGAGUAUCAUAAUCUAUUUAAUUUAUGGCCACUGAUAAUAGCGGUCACCUGCUGUCGAGCUUCAAACCCUCCCUUCACGUUUGCACUAAAAAGAAAUCACAGACAAAGAAUAAAGAGAGAGAGAGAUUUGACAAAAAAAAGUCACAAUGCAAUGAAUAUGAAGUUGUAAUUUCAUGAGGAAAAAGUCACAAUAUUACAAGAAUAAAUCAAUAGGUUAUGAGAUAAUGUUACAUUAUCAGUCGUAUUACCAAAAUGUACUUGUCAUACAAAAAGUGAAAUGCUCGGUAAUAAUUUACUAGAGUUUUAAUUGUAUGUGGUAGAAAGUUAUGAAACUACAAGGUAAAAGGGACAGUUCACCCCAAAAUCAAAAAUCCAUAUUUAUCUAUUUAUCAGUCUAGAUAGUUUUCGUGUGAGUUGCCCAGUGUUGGAGAUAUCAAACAUAAUUCUCUCCAAUAUAAUGGAACCAGAUGGCAGUUUCAUGAAGGAAUUAUUUUCUUUCUCCCGGACUACACACAAAACAUACUAGAACAAUCUAGAUUGAUAAAUAGCACCAAGAGGGAAAAGAUGUACUUUUGAUUUUUAGGGUGAAAUUUCACUUUAAUAUGUGAAACAUUACAAGAUAAAGUUGUUAUUUUACAAGACAAAGUCAUGAUUUUACAAGAAUAAAGUCGUAUUUUUGAGAACUAUGUUAUUCAAUUUUUGAACAGCUAAAUAUUUAGUUAUUGGAUUGAUUGCCUGACUACAUACAGUAUAUACAGGUCCUAUCCUUCCUUUGAAAAGACUGAGUGCAGUAUUCAGCUUAUGUGGGAGUGUCCUCUGCUGGACUAUAGGAACUCCAAGUUGCCAUGGUUUCCUGUCGGACUGCAUACUUAGUCGCACAGAUAUCAUUUGCUUAAUGGUGCUUAUUGGCAGUAGCUCAGACUUGGCUUUGGGAACCGGAGGGUCGCAGGUUCAAGUCCCCCUACGUACCAAAAGUACGGAGUGUGGACUGGUAGCUGGAUAGGUGCCAGUUCACCUCCUGGGCACUCCCAAGGGGCCCUUGAGCAAG